Molecule: messenger RNA, 924 nt
Organism: Linum tenue
Lineage: Eukaryota; Viridiplantae; Streptophyta; Magnoliopsida; Malpighiales; Linaceae
Source: the annotation of a GenBank genome assembly
AUGCCAAAGCAGCUGUUUUGGAACUCUCACGAGAUCUGCCAGAUAGACGGCUUCUGGUAUUUCGUCGAAGGUACAGAACGCAUUGCCGCAUUCAGGUCCGGAUUCGAGCCAAGAAACGACGACAUUCUCUUGACAUCCUUCACCAAAACCGGAACCACCUGGCUCAUGGCUCUUUGUUACAACAUCCUUAACCUCGACGACGACGACGAAGAAGACCGUCUGGCAAAGAAGAAUCCGCACGAAGUGGUCCCCUCGCUGGAGAUCAAUUUCCUCGAGGACGGAGUCCAACGUAUGUUGCUCAGCUGCUCGCCUCCCCGAUUGCUCCACACUCACGUGCCUUACAGUUACUUGCCGGAGGCGGUGAGGGAGUCCGGAUGCAGGUUCGUGUACGUGGCUCGUAACCCGAAGGACACAGUGGUGUCGAUGUGGCAUUUCUACAACAAGCUGCUCACGCGCGGCGGCCCCAAACCGUUCCCGUUGGAGGGAGCGGUGGAGAGCUUCUGCAAAGGGGCUGUGCCCUUCGGGCCUUUUUACGAACACGUGGUGGGCUAUUGGAAAGAGAGCAAGAGACGACCUGAGGAGGUGUUGUUUCUCAAGUACGAGGAGCUGUGCAGGGAGCCCAAAGAGCAGGUGAGGAAGUUGGCUUCGUUUAUGGGGAAGCCGUUUUCCUCGUCGAUGGCGAGUGGAGAUGAUGAUGAGGUGGUGGUGGAGAAGGUGUUGUGGCGUAGCAGCUUGGGUAGGCUCAAGGAGUUGGAGGUUAACAAGAAUGGCACAUGGGAGACAGCUCGAGCACCGAAUGCCCACUUCUUCAGGAAAGGGAUGGUGGGGGAUUGGAAGAACUAUUUGACUUCUCAAAUGGCUGAGCGCAUCGACCAACUCACAUGUUUGAAGUUACAGGGGACCGGACUUUCUCUUGACGAUUAA